UCACAACAUGAAUAAUAUUGAAUAACGACUUUACAACAAACUAGCUUCAUAUCUUCCUCAGGCAUUCGUGAAAAUUUCGUGCAGAAUGCAGAUGUUUUCAUGCUAACUUGAAGCAUAGUUAUUCGUUACUCGUAUUGACAAAGUUUCAGUAUUGCGAUUACGUACUUAUCAUCAGUUAAUUUUCGCGAAAUUAUUCAAAAGAGCAGCUCAGCAUUUCGUGACGCAGGUAAAACUAUUUAGUAAUUUUGAAUAUUUGAACAUCGGUUCGAAGAAUUAUUGUGAUUUUUUCGCAAUAAGUACAGCGAAGAAGAUUCGCGAUACAUCGGAGAACGACCAUUUUGUCGUAUACAGCGGAGAAAGCGAUUUGUUCGCAAUACAUCGAAAUCCUUUUUUGAAACUAUUGUUCAGAUGAGUUCUGGAGAUGAGAGAACCGAUGGCUUCAAAAUCAAAAUCAACCUUCGGAGGGGGAUGAAAAGAAGCGGAAAAAAAUCAAAAAAAUGGCAAAUAAUACGAGAUCAGAAUAUUUGUAUUUCUCGUAACAACGACUACGAAACAUUUCAACAAGAACUCGCUUUGACCAAAAACACGAUUUAUAGGAAACGAGACACGCCAGCUGAGUAUCUAAGUAGCGAUGAUGACGAAACGUUGCUUCAGAAACAUAGUACUCGUACAUUGAGACGUCGAGAUUUGGAUUCUGGUUCAUCCACCAGUGAUGAUGAUGAUGAUGAUGACGAUGAAACAUCGAGACAGAAACUCGACGAUUCUGUAAAUAUAAUUUCUCCCGGUGAAAGAAACGACGAAUAUAUGAACGAUAUCAGGAAAGAGGUAGAAAAAGUGGCCAAAGAGGAAGGAAAAUGGCUAAAAAAUUCGAAUGACAGUUUUUCAAGCAUAACGAGCAGCGACGAUGAUGCCGAAACAUCAGAACAUGAUAUUGCUUCUUCUCAUAAAGUGAGUUCUCUCGGAGAUAAAAAUGUUAAAUAUACUGGCGAUGUACGAAAGGAGGUUGAAAAAUGGGCGAAAGACUCGGGAUAUUGGCAAGACGAGUCCGAUACGGAUGAUUCGAGCUCCGAUGACUCAAUUACAGACACUAGUGUUCGUGAUGAAGCAAAUGAUGAGUCCACGGACGAUAUUCAGGAGUUGGAAGAAUACGCGGAAGAUCCACAAGAUUCUCAAGGUCGAGAUUCCAGCGAUGAAUCUUCAAACGUGAACGAUGUCACAGCAGUUGUAUCCGAACUCGGUGUUUUUACUCGUGGUAAUACGGAUGAUGCCACUGUGGUUCCUCAAGAUAAACUUGGCGAAGACAGCGAAGAUAACGACGAACGAAACGAGCCAGAAAUAUCUGCUGACGAAUCAAAUGGUGGUUUUCCGAGCGAUUGCGAAGUUGUAUCACCAAACCUCAGCGUUCAUAGCGUGGAAACAGACUCCACUGUGAUUUCUCAAGAUGAAAUGAGCGAAGACGACGGCGUUCAAAAAGAGACGAAAACAUCAGUCGGCGAAUCACAGCAAUGUAAAAAAGAAUCCGAUGGUGGUUGUGCGAGCGGUGACAAUGGCGAAGAAUUCAAGCUCAAAUUUAGCGCUUCCAAUAAACUAGCAGAUAUGUUUUCCCAAAACCUACAAAACGAACAAGACCUUCGACAGCGAAUAAAGUUGUAUUUGAACGAUGAUGAUGGUUUAAGCGAAGACGAAACAAAUUUCUUACAUGAGAAGCUAGCUGAAGUUAAAGAACAAUUGGAGUCCUUCAGAAAGAAAAAGAAAGCUAAGAGUUCCAGCAACUUGGAUGAGAAAAAAGCAUCUAGCGUGCAGCCAGUGGAAUUUAAGCAGAAACAUGACGAGAAUCCUCGAAAUAAAAAAAAAUACGACGAUCGUGAUGAAGUAUGUUCGCCAAUGGAUUGGCUUAAUACUACUUCCACUUAUCUCAGUCAUCUCAACUUCUCAAGUACUCGACUAGCAGAAUCUGACGUCAAAAUCGAAACAAUCAAAUUGGAAAAGAAAAUGGAGGAUUCUCGAAACGAGAAAGAUGACAGCUCCGAUGGGGAUUUUCCCACACCCAUACGUAUAAAAGUCGAAGAUUCUCGAAACGAGAAAGAUGACAGCUCCGAUGGGGAUUUUCCCAAACCCAUACGUAUAAAAGUCGAAGAUUCUCAAAACGAGAAAGAUGAACGCUAUGUUUCGCAUUGCCCCAAACCCAUACCUAUAAAACUAGAAGCUGAUGACCGCUAUGUUUCGCAUUGCCAUAAACCCAUACCUAUAAAACUAGAAGCUGAUGACCGCUAUGUUUCGGAUUGGCCCAAACCCAUACCUAUAAAACUAGAAGCCAUCAAAGACAAAGAGGAUGAUUCUUACAAUGAAAAACGAUAUGAUCGGUACGAUAAAGAUUAUAAUCGAGAGAUCGAGGUAAAUCCGCAAUCAGGUCUCGACAGCGGAAGAUCUUCAAGAAUGUCCGCAGAAGUUGAACAAAAGUGCAGUUACACCAGAAAAGAGGACUUUGGAAAUGAGAGAAAUUACCAUUACAAUUACGACCAACAGAAGGAAGUGAAACAGCCAAUGGUUCAUGGCAGUUCUUCUAGAAGCUUACUUGAUUGGAGUAGUAUUUCUACCGACGGAGGAAGAUCCUACAGAGUUGGAAGAGAACUCGAUGCUACUACAAAACAGAGUUCUGGAAAUGGGAAAAGAAAUCUCUACCAUCCCCCGAUUAUGUAUUACAAUAAUCGAGGCUACCAUCAUAACAAAAUGAACCGGUACACGGGUCAUGGGUAUUUUUACAGCAGCCCCAAUAGACGAACAACUACAGAAUCUAAUCGAAAAAACGAUUUUAUCAGAAAAGAAAGAGAGAAACGGACUGGGCGGCUCUACAGCGAGAAAACGGCAGGAUCUGGACGCUACAAAGGACAGAAUAAUGAGCUACGAUCUCCCAAAGAUGUCAGCAGCCUCAACCAACCUAAACGCUACUACAAACCACCGAAUAGUGAGCUACAAUCCCGCGAAGUUCUCAGCAGGAUCGAUCAACUAAAAAGGCUCCAAGAAGCACAGAUCGCAAAACUUGAUCGAAAACUUGAUGCUAUUAUCAGAAAAGAAAGAAAGGAACUUGAGAAGAUUGAAGAAGCUCCAACACCAAAAACACGAUCUCGUACGCCCCCCGGUACACGACGGUCCUUCAGGAAUCAACAGAGUUGUGCUUCAAGCCCCCCUACAAAAUCGAGAGGAGGCGUUAAAGAGUGCUAUUAUUGCAAUAAAUCCGGGCAUUUUUCACGAGUGUGCAAGUUCCGUUUACGUAAUAUCCGGCCUGUGUGUAAUGAUACGUCUUUUGCGUAUAGAAGCUCGUACUACAUAUUUUAGUCCGGAACCUUAUGCGUAAAUCGAAUUAUCAUAUUGUUUUCAACGACUGAUUUGUGUACCUUUGUAAGAUUAAAUAAAAAGGUAUACUACCGAU
Messenger RNA from Planococcus citri (citrus mealybug), 3430 nucleotides. RefSeq lists its product as uncharacterized. The record is from RefSeq and is a predicted model, not a curated record. The coding region runs from base 409 to 3336 and encodes 975 amino acids. NCBI's taxonomy places the organism in Eukaryota, Metazoa, Arthropoda, Insecta, Hemiptera, Pseudococcidae. Gene Ontology annotation, molecular function: zinc ion binding; nucleic acid binding. The transcript has 16 exons.